This is a messenger RNA of Agelaius phoeniceus (red-winged blackbird), 2346 nucleotides long. Lineage: Eukaryota; Metazoa; Chordata; Aves; Passeriformes; Icteridae. The record is from RefSeq and is a predicted model, not a curated record.
AUGCCGCAUCCCGCGGCGCCCCUCGGGGCCGCCCUGCUGCUCGUCCUGCUGGCGGCGGACUCCUCGCAGAGUGAGUACCGCGGGGGGGGUUCGUGCCUCCCGCACACGCCGCCGAGCAUCCCCCGCCGCCCUGCGUGUGUGCGGGUGCGGGCUGCGCUGCCGGGCGCGGUGGGCUGCGGGGGAUGCGCGGCUGCGGUGAGGGCGGCGGCGGGGUCAGGGGAUGCGGCGAGGGGCCGCGCUGAGGCCGCGGCCACCCACGGGCGGCGCCCCGAGCAGGGGGAAUGCUCGGUGCCCCCGGAGGGGCGGUCUGCCGUGCUGCUGCGCGCCCCGGAAGCCGCCCAGUUCCUGCGGCAGAGGCAGCGGCGAGCGUACCAGAUCUUCGAGGAGACCAAGCAAGGACACCUGGAGAGGGAGUGCGUGGAGGAGCACUGCAGCAAGGAGGAGGCCCGGGAGGUGUUUGAGAAUGACCCAGAGACGGAAUAUUUUUACCCGAAAUACUUGGCUUGUAUUCAGAAAUAUGGGUCGCCGUAUAAGAGAAAUCCAGAUUUCCUUACAUGUGUUCAUAAUUUGCCAAACCAGUGUUCUCCCAAUCCUUGCCACAAAGAAGGGACCGUCAAAUGCGAGGAUCUCAAGGGGGACUUUUAUUGUGAAUGCAAACGUGGCUGGCAGGGAAAGAAAUGUGAAAAAGAUAUCGAUGAAUGCAGAACGCAGAACGGCGGCUGUAACCAGCUCUGCUUCAACAAGCUAGGCAGCUACCGGUGCUCAUGCUACAGUGGUUAUGCUCUUAAAGAUAGCAAAAUAUGUGAAGACAUAGAUGAAUGCACAGCAUCAGCAGACAUCUGUGGAGAAGCUCACUGUAAAAAUUUAGUAAGCUCAUAUGAAUGUCUUUGUGAUGCAGGCUACAAGUACGACGACGUGAGAAAAACUUGUCAGGAUAUAGAUGAAUGCAAAGAACAGCUCUGUGAACAGACCUGUGUCAAUUCACCAGGGAGUUACACCUGUCAUUGUGAUGGCAGAGGGGGAGUGAAGCUUUCCCAGGACAUGAAUACAUGUGAGAACAUCAUACCAUGUGUGCCUUUUGCUGUUGGAAGGAGUAUUAAAUCCUUGCACCUGGGGAGGAUGUUCAGCGGCACUCCUGUUAUCAGGCUGCGCUUCAAAAGGAAACAACUGACAAGACUUGUGGCUGAGUUCGACUUUAGAACCUUUGAUCCUGAAGGUAUCCUUUUCUUUGCUGGAGGCCAUCAAGACAGCACAUGGAUAGUGUUGGCUUUGCGCAAAGGACGGCUGGAGCUGCAGCUGAAGUACAGCGGGGUGGGCCGCGUCACCAGCACCGGGCCGCUCAUCAACCACGGCAUGUGGCAAACGAUCUCUGUUGAGGAACUUGAAAGAAAUUUGAUUAUAAAGGUCAACAGGGAUGCAGUUAUGAAAAUAGCUGUCUCAGGAAACCUGUUUACACUACACAAGGGAGUGUACCAGCUGAAUUUGACAGUAGGAGGCAUUCCUUUCAAAACAAAGGACCUUAUUCUACCAAUAAACCCUCGGCUGGAUGGUUGCAUGCGGGCAUGGAACUGGCUGAAUGGGGAGGACACCUCCAUCCAAGAGACCAUAAAGAUGAAUGAAAAGAUGCAGUGCUUUGCUGUAGCAGGACGAGGCUCUUUCUAUCCUGGCCGAGGUUUUGCUGUGUUUAAUCUUACUUACAUGCAACCUUCUUCUGGAAAUGAAACCAAGACAAAUUGGGAAAUUGAAGUAAAUGCUGUAAUUCAGCCAGCAACAGAUACUGGUGUGCUGUUUGCCCUAGUUACAGAAGAAGCAUCUGUCCCUUUAUCACUAUCUCUGAUUGACUAUCACUCCACAAAGAAACUGAAGCAACAGUUUGUCAUCGUGGCCUUGGAGAACACAGUUGUGUCCAGACUGGCAAUAAAUCUCUGUGAUAAAAAGGAACACUCUGUAGAUGUCCUCCUCAAGAAAGAUCACUUAUCCCUGAGGGUGGAUGGGCUAGCAGGAGAGAGUGAACUAAGCAUCUCUGAAUUGGAGGACAGUCUGUCCAUCCUGGAGAGCUCUUUGCAGUCAACAAAGACAUACGUGGGAGGAUUGCCAGACGUUCCUGUCACCUCCACUCCGGUCACCGCCUCCUACCACGGCUGCAUGACCCUCAAGCUGAACAACACCACACUGGACUUGGAUGAGGCUCUCUACAAGCACAGUGACAUCACCUCACACUCCUGUCCUCCAGUCCAGGAGGGUCUGAUGGUGUCCCUUCCUUUCAAAGGAAACUGUCAAGCAUUUCAGGAAAUUUCUAGAGCUUCAUUGCUGUCUAGACUGUAAGAUCUAUGGAGCAAGUAGCAC